GUUGGUCUUAAUUACUCCACCUGGGGCUUCGUGUCCGUGUUUUUACAUCAGGAAGUGUUCCGUGUAGACCACGAUGCCGUCCACCGUAAAGAGCCUCAAAGUCACCUAUAAGCCCGUGAAUGAGGACAACACGUUUACGAGUGGCGACUGCGUGUCCGGCGAGGUCUCGCUGGAGUUGGCCAAAGAAUGCUCCAUCGACGCGCUGUCGGUCAAACUCAAAGGGAAGGCGGAGGUCUUGUGGAGCGAGAGGCACGGGCAGACCACUGUUGUUUACCACGCCAAGGACAAGUACUUCAGCCUCAAGCAUUUCUUCAUUCAAGACAAAGAUGCCAAAGGAAAUGACGACCAGACACGACUGACAGACCACGGAGAUGAUAAAUACAACCGUGUUGUUGCCGCAGGAUAUCAUGUUUACCCAUUCAGCUUUCAGGUGCCUUACCAGAAUCUGCCCUCCUCCUUUAAAGGCUCUGCUGGUAAAAUUGUGUACUUGCUGGAAGCCAAGCUGAGCAGAUCCAUGAGGAUCCCCACCAAAGAUUCAACAAAGAUCAACUUUGUGUCGAAGGAGGCGGAGACCAUCGACCCUGAGCUGAUGAAACCACAGCACGAGUCUAAGGACAAGAAAAUGAAAGUGUUCAACUCUGGAACGGUAGCCAUGGAUGUGAAUCUUGAAAAAACAGGAUUCUUCCAAGGAGAGGGGUUAAAAGUUAUCGCCCGCAUUCAGAACAACUCAUCUCGCCCGAUCAAGCUCAAGUACUGUGUGUACAGAAAGCACUCCUUCUUCGCAAAAGGGAAGCGAAAUGUCAUCACUAAAGACCUCCUUAAAGAGGUGGGUGAGCCCAUCCCUCCGUCUGCUGAAGAAAAGUUCACAAGGGUCAUCCCCAUCCCCUUUGAUGUGGAGCCCUCCAUCGAGAACUGCAGUAUCAUCAAAGUGGAGUACAGACUCAGGGUGUACCUCGAUGUCAAAUACGCCUCAGACCCAGAGAUCAAAUUUCCCAUCGUUAUCCUGCCGGCCCGUCUGGUUCCUGCUGCUUGUGGCUUUGGAUUUGAGAGCACAGAGCCGAUAGCCUGGGGCUUCGGACCGCCAGCAGCACCCGCACCGUCGGGUGCCCCGCCUCCCUAUGGAGCAUACGGAAUGUUCCCCCCUAUCCAGGAUUUUGACAAAAAAUGUCAGUGACGGGACGAUGAAACUACUUUGUAAUUUUAAGAGCAUGAACUAAAGAGUGUUACUUUAUGAAUUCA
Messenger RNA from Pseudoliparis swirei, 1239 nucleotides. RefSeq names its product arrestin domain-containing protein 3-like. Gene Ontology annotation, biological process: protein transport. The transcript is spliced from 7 exons. NCBI's taxonomy places the organism in Eukaryota, Metazoa, Chordata, Actinopteri, Perciformes, Liparidae. Gene Ontology annotation, cellular component: cytoplasm; plasma membrane. The record is from RefSeq and is a predicted model, not a curated record. Bases 74 to 1174 code for a protein of 366 amino acids.